AGGGAAAGGCUUUGAGGCCAUUUUCAGUGCUGAGGGAUGAAUCCUUGCAUGGGAUGAAUGUUGGUAGGAUGUGCUUUGUCUGGAGAUGGAGCGGGGAGGGGGAUCCUGCUCCAGUCAGCGCAGUCGGCUUAGUGCCCUUAAAGCUGCUUAGUGCUCACAUUCUGCCAGAGGGCAGUUUUUUAAAGAGGCAAAGCCUCUUACCAUGAGAAGGCAAGGAUUUGGCACAGGUGCUGACUGCAAUCAGUGCCCUGAAGGAGAAACGGAUCCAGGAGCAACUGGCACAAAGUUGGGAAGAGAUUACCUAUGCACUCCAGAGGAAAACGUUUACAAGAUAGACUUCACCAGGUUUAAAAUCCGGGACAUGGAAUCGGGCACGGUGUUGUUUGAAAUCACCAAGCCAGCAGCGUCAGAACGGGAACACAAUGACAAGAAGGACAUUGACCCCAACGCGGGGCGCUUUGUGCGCUACCAGUUCACCCCAGCUUUCCUUCGGCUGCGCCAGGUGGGGGCCACGGUGGAAUUCACAGUAGGGGACAAACCCAUCAAUAACUUCCGCAUGAUUGAGAGGCAUUACUUCCGUGAUCAGCUGCUGAAGAGCUUUGAUUUUGAAUUUGGGUUCUGUAUCCCCAGCAGUAAGAACACAUGUGAGCACAUCUAUGAGUUCCCACAGCUCUCGGAGGAUCUCAUUCGAGAGAUGAUCCUCCAUCCAUACGAGACACAGUCGGACAGUUUCUACUUCGUAGAUAACAAGCUGGUGAUGCACAACAAGGCAGAUUAUUCAUACAGUGGAGGACCUUGAGAGCGGGAUGGACAGCCAACCUGGGCUCCAACUGAAGUCAUCAGGGACACCAACACCUUCACUUCAGUUGCCCACAGCAUCAGCUGGACAUGGAUCCACAAAGCAAGUACUCUGCCACAGUAGGAGUUUCAUGACCAAACUGGCCAGCCUCAUCUCUUUGAGCUUCAGAGCAGACCCAGAUCAUUGGAGCUCUGAGCGGUUCUACGAUGCUACGUGAACUUUGGAUACCACUUCCCUAUGUUCUUCAGGUGUCUGCUUUGAACGUGGCCUUGUGGGACCUGUGGGAUUCUGCCCUAAGUCUGCAGAUUUGUCUGCUUGCCCUCACGUAUCCUUUAGGACGAGAUGGUUUCAGAGAAUGCAGUUUGAGAAACCAUGUGAGUCGGAUGGAUGCAAAUACAGAGUUGGCUCUUGUGAAUGCUUCAAAAGCAUGGCCAGUUUUAACCUGUACAUCCAGCUGAAAACCUUACAAAAUCAAGUUUCAUCUUUUGGAUUAUUGCUCUAAAUCAGCAUCUCAUCCCUUUGUUUUCCUCCUUCUAUAGAAUGUUUCUUCCUAAAUCUUGGAAGCUAUGAAACACGCAGGGAAGACCACUGGUUUCAUCAGGUACUGUCCUGCAUUUCAGAUGGAAGAACAUAGGGCUGGGUGUCUACAAACCCUCUAAACAUCCUCCAUUAAUUUAAGUUUCUGCAAACUGAAUCCAGAAUAGUCUGGCUUACAAAAUAAGAAAGGAUUUUAGUGUUAUUUAACACUUCUACAUAGCUACCGUUUGGCUUGUCCGUGCUAUAUGUCACACGUGUCUAUUUUCUUUACUCUAUGCUCAAUGCUGAGACAAGGGCUCCAGCAAUGCUCGUUAGAGCAACACUAAUUUGUCCAAGGCAGUCAGAAAGUGUGGAAUGUCCAAUCUCUCAUUUGUAUCUGGAUUUGAAGUAUGUUAUGUUAUUUUCCCUUUGUUUUGCACUGGGUAUGAAUACAGGUGAAACAGCAACUCUAAUAAUGUCAGGCUUUAAGCCCUAUCUGUAAGAAGCUGAAGAACAACCUUGCGCAAGUUUCUCAGGAUGCACUUCUUAGGAAGAUAUUAGUGCAAUGAAGUAGCAAUGUCAAUAGAAUAGUGCAUGCAAAACCAAACCUGAGAAGGUUGUGUAGGGUCGAAGCUUCAUUUUUGCCCAAUAGCCUGUUGUCAUGAAACCCUUACUCUAAAGAUCAGUGAUACCUAUAAAAGGAAGAAAAGGCAGUUGCAGUCUGUAGAUAUUCCUAUAAAUAUUUGAUGUCUCCAUGUCUGUUCCUGUGAGUUGAAGUGGAAUGUUACAUGUUAGCCUCAGAUACGUGUAAUUGUACUGAUUUUUUUUUAAUAUAAAAUACCAUUCCCAGUCGUGGUGAACCUCUUUUUGGUCACAGCUGAAGUCAAACAGGUGAACUCUGAAGUCAAACAGGUGAACUAUGAACAGUUCCAGAUGUAGUGUAAGAGCAGGGAGGCCAUGUGCUGUUAUUGGGUCGAGGUCGCUGUCAGGUGCAUGAGCGUUUCGUAGCAUCACAGAAUUGUUCUGGUUGGAAAAGAGCUCUCAGAUCCCCAAGUCCAACCCCAACCCACCCCCACCAUGCCCACUGACCACAUCCCUCAGUGCCACAUCCCCAUGGCUCUCCAACACCUCCAUGGAUGGGGACUCCACCACCUCAAGGAUUCCAUUUUAUAAAGAAAAUACAAUGAGUUUAGCUUACAGCUUGUUUUUCUUUUAAGGCUGAUGGUUAAGGAAGCAUGUAGAAACAACUGUUCUGACACAGCUGCUAUCAGUCAGUAAUUCUUAUCACGACGAGACUUGUGUUUAUUGCUGUUUUUUGUCGGUAGUGUAUAAAACUCAACAUUUUGCCUACGGCUGUUUGAGGGUUGCAAAGAGUUUCCUCGUUAUUUGUAUUACACUUUGAGCUACGGAUCAGCAAGUUUAAUAGCGAAGCAAUGACUGAAGCUGAGAAUAGUUCCAAAAGUCUGUGUCCUUCCCACCUUUUCUUCAUCUUUACAUUCAAUGACAUUGUGCAACUUGGAGCAUUGAAUAAUUUUGUUUCAACUCCUGAAUGAGCAAACUGAAGGUAGAAGAGUGUCUGUAAGUAGCGCCCUACACUGUUGUAGGCGUUGCUUAUUUGUUUUAAUUAUUCCUAUCUCUCAGCACUUUCCUGCUGUUCAUAAUAAUAACUUCUAGUAAUGGUGCUUGGCCAGAAUUGCCAGUCUUACCUUUCAAACAGCUCUGUCGUCUCUGUAUACUCCCAUACUUUGGUGCAGCCUCUCAUCAGUCUUGGGUUAUCCAACUAAGCAUCCUCUCUGUACGUGACUGAUGUGCAAACUGCUGUUUGCUGAACUGAGAUAGUCAUCUUCUGGUCCCUUUUAAUGCUACCUCCUUUUAAGUCUUAGGAGUUCAAAACCAAAAGUAAUUUAAUAACAAUAAUGCUGUAAUCAGCUCCAUAGGUCCCUAUGAGAAAAGAACAUAAAGUUACCUUUUUCCCAGUAGUUCCCUAUGGUUUUGUUGAAUGGGCUUCCCGGCGUCCCACAUUGUAUGGCUGAACACAAGAGGACAAACAAAUUCCUAUUCCUAAGCCAAUGGAAACAAGAAGACUUUCCUGUGCAAUGGAGGUACUUUUGUGUUUCCCACUUCCAUGAUUAUCGUUGUGGCUCUUUCACAUGGAAACUUGUUUGUAUUUAUUUAGAGUCUCCACUCAUGCUAUUUACAGUCAUGGAUCUUAUUGACCAGGAGGAAAAUUGAGCUCUGGCUUUCUGAAUGGAAGAUAAAGAAAGCCGCAUCAAAAUCCAACCAAGAUUGGACUUGUCGUCUCCCACCACGUGAUGUUGACUGGAUGUGCGCUGAUAGUGAAUGAAUCUCCGAUAAGGAAGCAGGUGCUAAUAGAGUCCUUUUUAAAAAAGAAUAGAGAAGUUAUAACUGAAACUUACUUAUUUUGUUUGAGAUUCAUUUAAAGUUCAGAGUUUGCAAGGAAGAGCAAUUGGUAAAAUGUUUGUGGUUGGCUGCGUGGUCCAAUAAUCCACAGUACAAUAAUCCGCAAACUUCAGAAUGAUUUAUUUUCAAGAACACACCAAGAAUGGGUUGAAUUUCAAGAGUUUUGUUCUCCUGUCAUUGAGCAAAGCCUAAAUUAUUACCAUAUAUAUACAUAUAUGCUGAAGAUGCCCUUUAUAUCAUGGCAUUUAUGAAUUUGCUCCCCCUGAUGUGGAUUUAUUCUGUUCUUAAUGCAGAAAGUCUUUUCAGUUUUGGAAACUUUCUGAUGGCCAAAGAAUGAAGAAGCCAUCAGAACUGUAUGUGUUGUAAUGAGAUGGGUUUGCAUGGUAAGAGUUAUCUUUGGGGGGGACAAAGAAGGAGGGAGGGGGAAAAAUGUUAAUUGCUGCUGAUUGGAGCCCAAAGUUGUGGUGGUGUUAUGAAUGUAAAUGCUUGUUCUCUGGAGUUUUGGAGUGGGAAGAGCACUGGAUGUGGAUGGUCCUUGAGGUCCCUUCCAUCCAUCCCACGAUGAUGCCAGCAGCCCUAUUCUCUACACCCAGCAUUAAUGUGAUUAAUACGGAGCAUCAUUUAUACAAACGUUUCCUUGUAGGAAAUCUAAUUGACUGUUCAUAUCGUUUUCUAAGCACAGCACUGUAUCUGAAGAGCGUGAUGCUCACUUAUGUUGGAUAUCACAGCACAGCCCGACCCAGGGUGGAAUUGUGUGUCAGCAUCUGUUCUGUAGUAACUGCCUCCCUACAAUCACUGUGUUGAUGCCCACUGUGCUGCCUGCUUGCGCCCCAUUACUAUGCUGAGGUUUGAAUGUGACACUGACUUCUUUUCCUUUUGCAUAGAGUCAGGUUUGUCUGUAUUAAAAUGUAUUUAUAUAUAUAAAAACAAAUAUAAUCUAUAUAUUUUUUUGUGGGAGGAGAGUAGGAUUCUAGUUAAUGCGCCACCGAGAAAACGUUAGGAGUGUUUUUAUCCAGUUUAUAAUUAUUUGUACCUUCUGGGGCAGUGAGGAACCGGUUGGAAGCAAAGGGAACGUUGGCACCGAUUCCACUGUUGUGGCUUUGGUUUCCAUCUGCUUGACUUGCCUGCAGGUGGAUAAAGGGGGAGAACAAAGAUUGAUGCUACGAUUCAGUCUUCCUGUAGGAGAACUUAAAUCUAACCUACGCAAGGACGGGGCAGGGACGCACACUUGCUUAAAUGAAUAUUGGCAAUUAGACAUCAAUGUGCAUUAGGCAAUAUGCUUUAACUUCUUCCGUGACCGAGGGGAAAAUGGUUCAACGUGUCACUCUCCUUAGCAAGUGUUUCUUCUCCUGUAACGUUGCAAUGUGUAAAAAUAAAAUAAAAAUGAAAUAAAUUAUUGACCUUAGA
Molecule: messenger RNA, 5143 nt
Organism: Coturnix japonica (Japanese quail)
Lineage: Eukaryota; Metazoa; Chordata; Aves; Galliformes; Phasianidae
Gene: UNC119
Product: unc-119 lipid binding chaperone
Biological process (GO): mitotic cytokinesis; nervous system development; negative regulation of clathrin-dependent endocytosis
Cellular component (GO): spindle pole; centrosome; spindle midzone
Molecular function (GO): lipid binding
Source: RefSeq, a predicted model, not a curated record